CUUUAAAGUGCCCCUUGAAAAAAGAGCGCGCGCGCACGCCGCCCGCCCGCAUCAUCAUUACAACAACAACAAACGAAGAUGGCGUUGUCCUCGCAUAAUUAGGAAUUGAUUUUAACCCCAUUUCUUCAAUUUUUGGCACACAUACAACUUUAGAAAAACCAAAUCAGUAUAAAGGGGGACAAUUCAGAGGAAAGUAACAGACAAAAUAACCAACAAAAUUUGUUAUAACAGGAAGUAAUUCAGGGAAAAAUUGAAAUAACUCGUAAAAAAGUUUCCAUGUAACAAUCUAUUGUUUAAUUAUCAAGACUUAGAUUAGAAAAUUUAUGAAAGAAGAUAGUUUAUUCAAUGCAUUAAACAAAAAAAAUAUCUUCGGCACAUUGGAAAAAGACAAAAGUUUAAAAAGAAAAAAGAGAAAAAUAUCACAACAAGAAUGGCAGCUCCAGACUACGAUGUAAUAAAGGAAAUUCCAGGGUAUAAAGUCAUCUUGAAAGCAGUGCUAAAAAGUCAGAUUCAACAGCUUGUUGAGCAGUUAGCUACAAGCACAGAUGAGGAGUCCGUUAUUCUUACAGCAAGUGUAGCUGAUGGAACUCUAAGUCAUCUUGGGUCCGACUCUGGCAAAGGUUUCCUAGAGGACCAUGAAGACAUUAAGUCACAGUUCCUUGGCUUUUGCCUUAAAAAGCAUCAUCGUAAAAAACAAGAGGAGAAAGAACGUUUAGAGGCUGAAGCCUUGCAACAAAGUUUGCAAGCAAGUCCAGUUCGAUUUGGGGGACCCCGUGGCCCGUAUGGUCCGAGAUCACCGCGGUUCGCUUCACCAAGAGGUCAAGGUCCGAUUCACCCUGUGGCUUUAACACGUGCUUCUCCAGGCCAGCUUAGGCACCAACCAUAUCCAAUGACUAGACCUCCUAAAUUGAAAAGACCACCGCUCAACUUUGAUCCAGGCAGAAGCCCUGUUGGAAUGCCAAGCCAUUCGCCAAUGAGAUCUCCGACAGCUAAUAAACUUGACGGACAGAUAAUCAAAAUAGAACCUGAUGAUUCAAAUGAAGCUUCUAAUCAAAGUGAAAAUGAAACUGGAAAUCAAGACAAUAGUGAUAAUGCUAGUCAAUCCCCAUCUCAUGCUGCAAAUGCUCCAUCUAGUGUGAAGUCUGAAUCUGGCGAGAAAGACGAUGACGCCAGAUCAGAAUCUUCAAACUCCACCAUUCCAAAUGAACCUCCAGCAGAAGGACUUAGUUUAGACUCAGACUUGUCAAAUUUGAUCUCAGGAAAUAAUCAGGAGCAAAGUUCAGAGACAACUAGUGAAAUGGACCCAAAUGUUAGUGUUAAAUUAGAAGCUUUAACUGAAAAUGAGAUGGACUUAGAAAUAACGGGUGUAGAGCCCGGUAGACCUAUGGUGCCCCAGGAUAACUGGGACCCAAAUGUUUCCAUGGGUAUGAACUAUGAUCCAACUGGUGCUACUGGAAACCAAGGUGAUAUGUCAGCUCAAGGAUACAAUGCUCAUUGCUCUUCAGAAACCUACAGCAGAAAAAAUUAUGACAAUUUCAGUGAAGAGAAUUCUUUCACAGAGGAAAGAGGGCAUGGAGAAGAGUUACCUCACGCUUCUACAUAUACUGUGUUGAAAGAAGGAGAUUGUAGUGUAUUUCGAUGUGCAUUUAAAAACUGCAACAAAGUGUUCAAAUAUAAAAGAAGCCAUUAUCGACAUUAUAAAAUUCACACAAGAGAAAAACCAAUUGUGUGUGGCAUGUGCUAUAGACAUUUCCGUCGGGCAGACUAUCUUACAAAUCACAUGUUUCAACAACAUGGUAUCAUUAAAUUAAAGUAGAGCUUUGAACCUGUGCUGUAAUAAGUUUGAGAAUUUGAUUAAGAUCACUUUCUCCUAUAACUUUGUUCCUUGCCUCUACUUCCAAAGGCUAGGGGUUUUAUUGCCUCUAGCUAGCUAGCUGCUACCUUCAAAGGCCAGGUGUUUUAACAUGAUACCUUGCCCCUACCUUCAAAGGCCAGAGAUUUUAACUUUAUUCCUUGCUCCUACUUUCACCUGCCCCUACUUUCAAAGGCCUGGGGGUUGUGAACUUUGUUCCUUGCAUCUACCUUCAAAGGCCUCGGGGUUGUGAAAUUUGUUCCUUGCAUAGAUUUACCUUCAAAGGCCAUGGGUUUUAACUUUAUUCCUUGCCCCUACCUUCAAAGGCCAGGGGCUUUAACUUUGUUCCUUGUCUUGAUUAAUUAUAGACCUUUUUUUGAAUUGAGAAAAUUAUUUUGGUCAAUCAAUCUUUAAAGCAAAUGAACUUGAAAUUAUUCUCUUGAAACUUUAAUCUAGUCACUUCAUAAGGUCCGUAACUCUGACAUGAACUUUGACCCUUUCAGAACAUAGAACAUUCUUUUCAAGACAUAUAACUAAGUAAUGUUUUUACAUUAUCCAAGCUCUUUUAUUACUAUCAGGCACUGAGAAAAAGUUGAGUGUUCAUUCCAUAUGACAGCUCUUGUUAUAACAAUCCAUUGGUAUUUCUGAAAUAUUAUUGUAAGUUUUUGAAUUUUGAAAUUUUGUUCUAUUUUAAGUGUUUUAAGGCCCUUUGCUGGUAGGGCAGUUUUUUGCUUAGGAAAUAGUCUUACUCGAUUUUUUA
Molecule: messenger RNA, 2612 nt
Organism: Ruditapes philippinarum (Manila clam)
Lineage: Eukaryota; Metazoa; Mollusca; Bivalvia; Venerida; Veneridae
Product: zinc finger protein 500-like
Exons: 5
Coding region: 431-1816 (461 amino acids)
Biological process (GO): regulation of transcription by RNA polymerase II
Cellular component (GO): nucleus
Molecular function (GO): DNA-binding transcription factor activity, RNA polymerase II-specific; RNA polymerase II cis-regulatory region sequence-specific DNA binding
Source: RefSeq, a predicted model, not a curated record